Molecule: messenger RNA, 1474 nt
Organism: Striga asiatica
Lineage: Eukaryota; Viridiplantae; Streptophyta; Magnoliopsida; Lamiales; Orobanchaceae
Source: the annotation of a GenBank genome assembly
ACUUAGCAGGCACACGCCUUAACCACUCGGCCAAAGCGACUUCUUUGUAUUUAAAACCAUUUAAACAUUUAAGUACCCGAUCAUAGCCUCAGAUCGCAAAGGUGUGCUCAGAAAUGGAGUUUCUUCGACGGCUGGAAAUCCAUAUUUUUCUGGAACUGUUUUUUUUCAGGAAAAAUGGCGACGGGGCAGGCGGUUGUGGGGAGCUUGACGGCCGCGGAAAGAGGGGUUCUGGCCGCCAUCAACACUGGUGCCUCCAGUCUCUCGCUUGUGGGUUCUGCUUUCAUAGUCCUCUGCUACUUACUCUUCAAAGACCUCCGCAAGUUCUCCUUCAAGCUUGUCUUCUUCCUCGCUCUCUCUGAUAUGUUCUGCAGUUUCUUCAGCAUCAUUGGGGAUCCUUCUAAAGGAUACUUUUGUUAUGCUCAGGGUUACACAACACAUUUCUUUUGUGUUGCUUCUUUUCUAUGGACAACGACAAUCGCUUUCACUUUGCACAGAACAGUUGUUAGACAUAAAACUGAUGUGGAGGAUUUAGAGCCAAUGUUUCAUCUGUAUGUCUGGGGGACUUCAGUUGUUAUGACAGUAAUUCGCUCCAUUGGCAAUGAUCAUGGUCAUAUAAGCCGCUUAGGAGCAUGGUGUUGGGCACAAACAGGACGCACAGGAAAGGCAACUUUCUUCCGAGUUGGACAGGUGGUUCAUUUUAUCACAUUUUAUGCACCUCUGUGGGGCGCAAUUCUGUUCAAUGGCAUUACCUAUUUUCAAGUGAUUCGCAUGUUGAACAACGCUACUCGUAUGGCUGUAGGAAUGUCUGAUAGGGCAUAUCAAUCAGAUGCACGGCCAGAUAUGAGGGUAGAUUCUGUUCAUAUUGCUCUAAACCGAUGGGGGUACUACCCACUUAUUCUAAUUGGAUCUUGGUUUUUUGGCACAAUCAACCGUAUACAUGACUUCAUCGAACCUGGUCAUAAGAUCUUUUGGCUUUCUGUUCUUGAUGUUGGCAUGGCUGCACUUAUGGGCCUCUUCAACUCGAUUGCAUAUGGACUCAACUCAUCAGUGCGGAGGGCAAUUUAUGAAAGAUUGGAUCUGUUACCUGAAAGUGUAAGAAGUUUUAUCCCAAAGAAUUUGAGGCCCAGAGGCCAGCAGCAAGAGCAAAGCGAACUAGUUAUAUUGAAAAUUGAUGACCAGCGAUAGCAGUUGAGUUGUUCGACUUUUUCCCGUGCACAUUUUUGAAGUCACUAUUCUAUUCUUUUGCUGACAAUAGAUGCUCCGAAAUUAUAUAGGAGUCGUGCUACUACUCUUGAAUUUUGAAUGGGAUAACGGUUAUUUCCCUGUGUCCCAGGCUUUUUGAUUGUACUGAUACUGUAAACAGGACAGUCUUUUGAAAUUUUACAUGUUGUGAGGCCAGUUAUUAGCUGUGAAAGAUAUUGAAUUUAUGUUGUUGGAUUUUAUUUACUUGUGUGAAUUUCCAGUUAUUGUGAAG